This is a messenger RNA of Carassius auratus (goldfish), 1624 nucleotides long. RefSeq names its product receptor accessory protein 3b (gene reep3b). The record is from RefSeq and is a predicted model, not a curated record. Gene Ontology annotation, biological process: endoplasmic reticulum tubular network organization. NCBI's taxonomy places the organism in Eukaryota, Metazoa, Chordata, Actinopteri, Cypriniformes, Cyprinidae. Gene Ontology annotation, molecular function: microtubule binding. The coding region runs from base 263 to 1033 and encodes 256 amino acids. The transcript has 8 exons. Gene Ontology annotation, cellular component: endoplasmic reticulum tubular network; cytoplasmic microtubule; endoplasmic reticulum membrane.
AACGUGAAAGCGCACCUUUUACAGUAACGGCGUCGGUUUGGGCGAGAGCACGACGAAGAUGGGCACAAGAAUGCCAUUGUUUUAACUCAUAUUACCCCAUAGUUAGUUUUAUACAACAUGUUUGCGCGUAAUACUGAGUAAUGAGCGAGUGGAGGCUCUCAGGAGACCGUUAAUGUUUGUCCUCGUCUGAAGUUGAUCACUGAAGUUGAAGUAAGGUUAGCUUAGCUAGCAUCUCUCUGCUCCGCUCAAUCCUGAGGAAAAUAUGGUGUCCUGGAUUAUAUCAAGAUCUGUCGUGCUGGUUUUUGGUAACCUGUACCCAGCGUAUUACUCCUACAAAGCAGUGAAAACCAAAAAUGUCAAAGAAUAUGUGCGAUGGAUGAUGUACUGGAUUGUUUUUGCCCUGUUUACAGUAGUGGAGACUGUCACAGAUCUAACCAUAGCCUGGUUUCCCCUCUAUUACGAGAUCAAGGUUGCGUUUGUGAUCUGGCUUCUGUCUCCCUACACGAGAGGAGCUAGUGUCAUCUACAGAAAAGCUCUUCAUCCUUUGCUGUCCUCCAAAGAAAGGGAAAUCGAUGACUACAUUAUCCAGGCCAAAGAGCGAAGCUAUGAGUCUAUGGUGAACUUUGGCAAGCAGGGCCUGACCAUCGCUGCAACUGCUGCUGUUUCUGCUGCUGUCAAGGGUCAAGGUGCCAUCACAGAGAAGCUAAGGAGCUUCAGCAUGCACGACCUUACCCAGAUCCCUCAUGACGAUGCAUAUUCAUCAUACAGCUCUAACCCAGCCAGAAGAGCUAUCAUGGACCAGCCCGACGGAGCUGAGUAUUAUCAUGGUGAUGAUGAUGACAGGAGUGAUGACGAGGGUAAAGCUGUGUACUCUGAAGAUGAAGCUGUAUCUCAUCAUGGGCUCCGACGAUCUCAGAGCGUUAAAAUCACCCGCUCAAAACUGCGCAGAGAUGCGGCACGGUAUGGAUCUCUGAAGAUCAGAGGGAAGAAAAGACCAGCAGUCAAUACCACUAACUCCAACAUGGAGAACUGAGCUGACUACUGAUGUGUGGGAAGAUGUGGCCACUUUAUCAGACAACCAGUGUGUUCAUAUUCUUCUCUUUCCAUAAGGGGUGUGGACUUUUUUUUCAUGGAUAUACCAGCGCAUCUAUUUAUUACUUCUACCAGCAAGUGUGUACAUACAGUGAGUAUCAUGAGUUAGAGUAGUAUAUGAAACGUGUGGGGUUUGAAUGAUGGGUGUAUUUGUAACGGAUGGCUUUAUUGGUCUGAAUUUGACAUUUAGAUGUCUUUAGCUCCAGUAUUUUGUAUUUAGAAAUGUCCUCUUUGGAUGGGGGUUUUAUAUUUCUGCUUUCAGACCUUUGCUGCCUUUUAGAUGAUGUUUUGAGUAGUUUUUACAAUUGUAGGUUAGGUAAAAAUACAGAUUCUUAAAAACUUGAAAAUUAUUUGCCAGCAUCAGACCAAAAGUUUCUCUUAUCAGUAAUAGAGAUAAUACCAAAGAGAACAAAAAGGCAGUGUUGCUAAAUGUUUUUAAUACAAUUUUCAAAUGUAAAAAAAAAAAAAUCAGCUGUUGUUUUCUUUAUUAUUGAUGUUAUGUUGGAUUAAAGAAAACCCCUUUUGCACAUUC